This is a messenger RNA of Ipomoea triloba (trilobed morning glory), 2525 nucleotides long. Its product is annotated as nucleolar GTP-binding protein 1-like. Bases 143 to 2167 code for a protein of 674 amino acids. NCBI's taxonomy places the organism in Eukaryota, Viridiplantae, Streptophyta, Magnoliopsida, Solanales, Convolvulaceae. The record is from RefSeq and is a predicted model, not a curated record. Gene Ontology annotation, molecular function: RNA binding; GTP binding; GTPase activity. Gene Ontology annotation, cellular component: nucleolus. The transcript has 3 exons. Gene Ontology annotation, biological process: ribosomal large subunit biogenesis.
CUUAAACCCUAGCUUCCUCCUCCUUUUUCAUUCUCUCAAAACUGCUUUUCUCGCAGCCCAACAUACUCUCUCGCCUCUCCUCCUUGGCGUUUUCCCUUGCGACCUGGGUUUUCCAGUCCGGGGUAAGACCAGAUCAUAAGAUAUGGUGCAGUAUAAUUUUAAGAAGAUCACUGUUGUUCCCAAUGGGAAGGAUUUUGUUGAUAUCAUUCUCUCUCGCACACAGCGGCAAACACCUACUGUUGUUCAUAAGGGCUAUGCAAUAUCCCGUAUUCGUCAGUUUUAUAUGCGCAAAGUGAAAUACACCCAACAGAAUUUCCAUGAUAAACUUUCCACCAUCAUUGAUGAGUUCCCCAGGCUUGAUGAUAUCCAUCCUUUCUAUGGUGACCUUCUUCACGUGCUCUACAACAAAGAUCAUUACAAGCUUGCACUUGGCCAAAUAAAUACUGCACGGAACUUGAUUUCUAAGAUUGCUAAGGAUUAUGUAAAAAUGUUGAAGUAUGCUGAUUCACUAUAUCGUUGCAAGUCUUUGAAGAUUUCUGCAUUGGGCCGCAUGUGUACUGUGAUAAAGCGCAUCACGCCCAGUCUAGCUUAUCUUGAGCAGAUCAGGCAGCAUAUGGCAAGGUUACCUUCAAUUGAUCCAAAUACUAGGACAAUCUUGAUCUGUGGGUACCCUAAUGUUGGUAAGAGCUCAUUCAUUAACAAAAUUACAAGAGCAGAUGUGGAUGUGCAGCCAUAUGCUUUCACCACAAAGUCCUUGUUUGUUGGUCAUACUGACUACAAAUACCUGAGGUAUCAAGUUAUUGACACUCCGGGGAUAUUGGAUAGGCCGUUUGAGGACCGUAAUAUCAUUGAAAUGUGCAGUAUUACAGCUCUAGCGCAUCUUAGAGCUGCCGUGUUGUUUUUCCUAGACAUUUCUGGGUCUUGUGGCUACAGCAUUGAACAACAAGCUGCCUUAUUUCACAGCAUCAAGUCUCUCUUUCUGAACAAACCCUUGAUCAUAGUUUGCAACAAAACUGAUUUGCAGCCUAUGGAAGGGAUUUCUGAGGAAGACAGGAAACUAGUCAUGGAGAUGAAAGAAGAAGCUAUGAAGACUGUGAUUGGCCAAGGCGGUGAAGCAACGGACGACCAAGGAGUGCUUUUGACUAUGAGUACUUUGACUGAGGAAGGCGUGAUUGCGGUGAAGAAUGCUGCUUGUGAAAGGUUGUUGGAUCAAAGGGUUGAAGUUAAGAUGAAAUCAAAGAAGUUAAAUGACUGCCUAAACCGCUUUCAUGUUGCAAUGCCAAAGCCUCGUGAUCAGAAAGAAAGGCCUCCAUGUAUACCUCAGGCUGUGUUGGAAGCUAAAGCUAGGGAAGCGGAGGCAGAUGCAGAGAAAGAAAAGAGGAAGCUUGAAAGGGAUCUGGAGAAUGAGAAUGGAGGUGCAGGUGUAUACUCUGCUAAAUUGAGUAAGCACUAUAUCUUGGCAGAUGAGUCUUGGAAGGAUGAAAUAAUGCCAGAGAUUCUUGAUGGGCACAAUGUGUAUGAUUUUAUUGACCCUGAUAUCUUACAAAGGGUUGAGGAAUUGGAGAAAGAAGAAGGCCUUCGGCAGGAGCAAGAAGAUGAUUUUGAGAUGGAUGGUGGUGCUGAGCUGACCCCUGAAGAACAACAAGCAUUGGCUGAAAUUAGGAGAAGGAAAAGUAUACUCAUUCAACAGCACAGGAUUAAGAAGAGUACAGCGGAGAGCCGACCAACCGUACCCAGGAAAUUUGACAAGGACAAGGAAUUCACUUCAGAGAGAAUGGGAAGGCAGUUGUCUUCUCUGGGUCUUGAUCCAAGUCUUGCAAUCAACAGAGUUCGUAGCAAAUCCAGGGGCCGAAAGAGGGAAAGAUCAGUUGGCCCCACUGAGGGUGUGGAAGCAAUGGAUGUAGAUGAUAACACUCCCAAUAAAAAAUUGCGCCUAAGGUCUACAUCUAGGUCAAGGUCCAAGUCACGGCCUCCAGGUGAAGUGGUACCAGGGGAGGGCUUCAAGGACUCUGCACAGAAGUCAAAGGCACUAAAUCUGUUUAAGAAAUCUGCAAAGAAGAGGAACAAGGAUGCUCGCCGUGGAGAAGCUGAUAGAACGAUCCCUACUCUGAAACCAAAACACUUGUUCUCUGGCAAGCGCGGUAAUGGCAAAACGCAAAGGCGCUAAGGAAAAUCUAGGGUGUCUAUCAACUCUGGAGCUCAAUUUUCAAUAUAUCAAAUUGUUUAUGAGAUUUGAACAAAGCUCCACAAAUUUUGAAUGGGUUGCAUAGCAAGUAUCAAAGCUUUUGUUGUUUCUGGAGUUGGAUGGGAUCAACUGAGCUGCAUUACUUUUUGGUUAUUGCAAUUUAUUGGAUUUUGUUAUUUCACAUAAGUGUUUUUUUUUUCUUUUCUUUUUAAUCCUCGUGACCAUUGAAUUUUGUUUCUGUAUACCAUGACAUCAUCGCAGUAUUUGGUUGAAUUUUGCUUUAAUAUAUCAUUUAUGCUGUUGUAGUGCUGUGUUAUGGAAUGGAAACAUUUCUUUAGUA